This is a messenger RNA of Protopolystoma xenopodis, 390 nucleotides long. NCBI's taxonomy places the organism in Eukaryota, Metazoa, Platyhelminthes, Monogenea, Polystomatidea, Polystomatidae. The record is from the annotation of a GenBank genome assembly.
AUGGCCAGAGACGACACGCACCGAGGUGCACACGCGCGAAGCACAUACGCAUCGGCACACGCGACCGAUUCUGGCGAGAUGGAGGCGGCCGGAGAGUUUGAGUGGAUUGGCCGGUCGUCGUACGGCGAACGCGGCCAGCGUAGAGCAGCCGGAAUUUCCGGCCGACAGCCGAUCGAUCCGACCGGUCGGGCCGUCGAACAGUCGGGCAGUCGGGCAGUCGGGCGGCGAGCACGCCGCGAAGCGAGUCGUUCGAUCGCUUGUUCAAACCACUCGACCGCUGAGCCGCACUUAAGCGCUGGCUUCAGGAGACGCCAGCUCCGCCUCGCCUCGCCUCGCCUCGCCUCGUCAGAGCUCUGCGCAUUUGGGGCCGGCAGGCCUGGCCGAGGCUAG